Molecule: messenger RNA, 3134 nt
Organism: Pangasianodon hypophthalmus (striped catfish)
Lineage: Eukaryota; Metazoa; Chordata; Actinopteri; Siluriformes; Pangasiidae
Gene: rtkn2
Product: rhotekin 2
Exons: 12
Coding region: 92-2071 (659 amino acids)
Biological process (GO): signal transduction; hemopoiesis; positive regulation of cell population proliferation
Source: RefSeq, a predicted model, not a curated record
GGCACGAAGGAACGCGAUUGGUUGAAUCAGAGCUGUGGAGUCGGUCGGUUUGUUGAGCUCGUGAGGGGCUUGGCUGCGGGAAGGAGCCAGUAUGGAGUCACCGCGGGACGUUCGAAUGUUUAAACGGAACGAUAGGACAAGGUCCAGCAUAUCGUCAUGUUCAUCCCUCGCCAUGGAGAUGAAGAGGAAGAAGAUAAGAGACGGUGUCUUGGUUGUACAAAACGAGGACUGUAAUCUCCAAGAGAAGAUGGACUUUGAGAUGCGAAUGAGAGCAGGGGCAUAUAAGCUUCUGGUGGCCAGUACCAAGAGAGAACAGAUCCUCGAUGCAGCCAAGAGCCUGUUAACCUGCAACACACGAAUCAAAGCCUACAUGACCGAGGCACAGAGGAGGAAGGAGCUGCAGGAUGUGAAUGGAAGUCUUAGAAAGAGGACUUCAGAUUCACAGAAUGGAACGCCUUGCAGAGGCAAAGUAGCCAUAACUGGUCUGCGGAUCCCACUAUUUUGGAAGGAUUCUGAGCACUUUAACACCAAAGGGAACUCUCAGCGGGUUGCAGUUUUCUGUCUAAUGAAGAUUGGCACUGAGAUAUUUGACACAGAAAUGGUGAUUGUAGACCGAACAGUGACUGAUAUCUGCUUUGAGGGUGUUACCAUCUUUUCUGAGGCUAAGCCGGACUUUGAACUGGCUGUUGAGCUAUACAGCUGUGCAGUGGAAGAAGAGGGAACUUUGGUCAACACACCAAAAAAACUGGCCAGGAAGCUGCGGUCCUCUUUUGGGAAAGGAUCUGGAAGGAAACUCUGCCCCCUUCUGGAUGGAGAUCCUGAUGGUUUUCUUCAGUCCAACCCAAUACCACCUGGAGCAAAAUAUGCACUUUUGGCAUACACAUCUCUGGGAUUGGAGCAGACCGGGAACUCAUUUCAGUCUCACUCACUCAUAGUUUUACAGAAUGUGGAAGCAUCAUCAUGGCUGCCUCUCUAUGGGAACUUGUGCUGUCAGCUGGUGGCUCAGCCUGACUGCAUGACACAGGAUGUGAUGUGUGGUUAUCUUAGCCAGCAGCAAAGUAUUGAGGGUUUGCAGCACUGCUGCAGGCUGUACUGUGUGCUGAAAGCUGGUCUGCUCUCCUGUUACUUCACUCCUGAGGAGAUUCAAGCUAAGAUAGAGCCCAGUGUAAUAAUCCCCAUAAACAAGGACACCCGCCUUCGUGUAGUGGAGGGCAACCAGAAAGGUGGGGCUAGACUGAGCAUCAUUAAUCCAGGGACAGGAGACCCUGCUUGCCAUGUAUUCAUAGCCGAGACACCUGACCUACUGCAGGACUGGUUCAGUGCUCUGUUGCAACACAUCUAUGAUCAGAGUCAGUGGAAGCACACCUGUGAUAAGCUGAUGGAAAUUGAGGUUUUGUCCCCACGGAAACCCCCACUUUUUCUUACAAAGCAAGCUGAUUCGGUCUAUAAUGAUCUCAGUAUUGGCUCACCAGGAAAAUUCGAGAGUUUGACAGACAUAAUUCAUAAUAAGAUUGAAGAAACAGAUGGACGCUUUCUUAUUGGUCAGGAGGAGGAAAGAGAGCCUCCUCAUUGGACAGCACUGUUCGAGGGCUCCCGGCCAAUGUUGGUGCAGAAGACUGUGCUGUCACCAGGUAAAGACAGUGCCCAGUUCAUGUCCAGUCCUGGCUUAAACAGCAACAGCAACAAGAAGAGAAGAGCACCUCCACCACCCCCUGACAAAUUACCAUUUGUCCAUCCCACUGUCCACCCAUCAUGUCCUCCAUCCUACCAGGAGAAAGAGAACUCCAACAAGGGGAUCAGGCCUCGUACCGGGCGACCAUCACUGGAUGCUAAAUUCUCAGCCAUCAUUCAACAGUUACAGAAGAGCCAAGGACCCUCCCGCAAAAAUCCACCUUUAGCCCAGGUCGAGCCGUCUCAGAACCUUUACGUUCCAGUCAAGGUAGAUACCGAGCUCAGCUUGUCUGAACAUGCAGAAAAAACAAGCGCCCAGGCACCUCAGCCACCUUUGCCUGCCCCGAGAAAUAAACUGAGGAAGUCCUUUAGAGAGAAGAUGAACCCCAAAGCUUGGUGAACUACUAUAGUUACUUGGUGUCUUAACAAACACUCAAAUCAGCUAUUCAGAUGAAAGCCCUUUAUCCUUACCUUUUUCUACCCAUUUCAACACCACUACAACUGUAAUUUAUAAUCAAAUAUGUUGGACUUUUUCUUUGGGCUGCAGGACUGUAGAGCAGAACUGAAAUAUAUCAUGCAUGUCUUUUUAAGAUAAGCAUACCGAAAAUAAAGAGACUCGUCAUAUAGUGUGUACUUCUGAUAAAGAACUUUGCACAUGGAGUUGCAAGAAUGCACAUUAGGGGACUGCAGUGGGCAUUAAGUCUUGUCUUCAUGUUUGUUUACAGCAUGCAUUAAAUAUGGAAAUAACUUGGGCAUUAAACAGGUCUUAAACAUUGGAUAUUAGUAGUAAUAAAAGUAAAAGAAACAAUAACCACUAACUACAAACAUGUAUAGACAGAUUUUAACUUUGCUAUUUUUUUUUGUUCAAGACUAAUCAUUCAUGCAUGUGUUCUCUUUUCAUUUAAUCAUAAAUGUAUCACCUGUAAUUUCAGAAGUGUGUUGUAUUGUGUAGAUGUUUCCUGAAAUUGUACUAGGACGAUUGUUGACUGUCUAUAUUGUUGAUUGUUAAAUGCUAAAUUGUGACAAAUACUACAGUGCCUAUUAAACCGCACUUGAAUUUAGUUCAUAGGAUUUAAAUAUCCUUUCGAUAUUGGUGAAUCUUUAUAUUGAAAUGUAAAAUAUUACUUGUCUGGUUAUAGUUGUGGAAUGUUGCAUAAUAUUGAGAUGGGGAGGAUGAAAGUGAACUGGAACAUUGACCCUUUUCUAACUUUUUUUUAUUAACAUUUUUUAAUUGUGACUGAGUUGAAUGUCCAUAUUCCUUCUCCAAAUGAUGUGAAUUAAUUCAUGCAACUAAGAGACAUUCAUUUCACAGUGGUAGUUAUAAUAGUUAAUUAUGCAAUACUUACAAUACCUUUCUCUUAACUGUAAUGGUUUGCUUUAAUUCAUAUCAAGUACAUUUCUAUUUUUUGCAGGUCAUGUCAUUUCUUUGCUGCAUGGUCCAGAAUAAAGCACUCUGUCAAACA